Molecule: messenger RNA, 4032 nt
Organism: Anoplopoma fimbria (sablefish)
Lineage: Eukaryota; Metazoa; Chordata; Actinopteri; Perciformes; Anoplopomatidae
Gene: ccdc57
Product: coiled-coil domain containing 57
Exons: 19
Coding region: 235-2952 (905 amino acids)
Source: RefSeq, a predicted model, not a curated record
GAACAAUUUGAAAGACGUACGGUUGCCAUGGGAAACAUUUGCGUCACCCGGGAACGAGGCUAAGAAGUUUUAGUUGACGUUUUAUGACAUUGUCAGCUUGCGUUAAGCGUUGAAUAUGUCUCUGUUUGACCGCUACGUGUAGUGUGGACUGUGCAGUAUGAAGACUUAUGAGCCACAGCCGUACUGAGUCUGCAGAUACCCGUCCACUGCUACCAAAGCUAAAGCUACUGUAGUAUGGUGUAUCCCAGUUCCACCAUGCAGUCAGACGGGGACGGUGCACUGGGAGACCUGGAGGCCCAGCUGGCCACUAAAGAGAGGGAGUGGAAGGAGCUCCUGGCUGAAAGGGAUCAUCAGCAAGAGAGUUCCCUCAAUAAGGCCCAGGAGGAGUGCUUCUCCCUCAGAGAACGUUACCAGCAACUGAGGGAAGAUUUCCAGUUCAACCUGGCCAUCCUGGAUGAACGAGACAGAGAGCUGGAGAGAUACGAUGUCAUGACGGCCAGAGCUCUGACUGUGGAGCACGACAGGCAGGGGGAGCUGAAGCGGCUCCGUAUGCAGGUCUCUGAGCUGGAGAAGCAGAGAGACAGAGAGAUUGAGGAGAGGCAGGAGCAGCUCAGUAGAAGUCGUCUGCAGCUGGAGGAGCUCAAGCACUCUAUGGCUGGUGAAAUUCAAAAGCAAAAAGAGGAGUAUGAAAGGAUGAAAUGGGAUUUGCAGUGCAGGAUACAAGAGGUGGAACAAGAGCUGACCCUACAGAGACAGGAGACGAGAGCAGCUUCUGACCGUGAGCUCAGACAGCGGGAACAAGAUUUCAAUCUGAAAAUGGAUGAGAUGCGCGCUGUGCUGCUGUCUUGUGAACUCAAGGUGAAGCUGCUGUCUAAAGAGACUGAAGUUCACCUCCAGGCUCAGCAUCAGUCCACAGAGGCUCUCAAGGCUUCUAAGGAGUUCUGUCAGCAGAUACAAACCCAGCUGCAACACAAAGACCAGGAGCUCAAAGACAUCACUGCUGUCAAGGACCACAAUAUAAAGGAGCUUGAGGACGAGCUAAAAUGGAUGGAGACCAAAUUGAAGAAAGAGGAGGAAGACAACAUCACGAAAUAUGAGGAGUUGGUCCAGGCUCUGAAGGAGUGCGAUGCUCAGCUGGAGGUUCAGCAUCAGGCCCACACAGAGCGGCUGCAGGCGGCUGAGAAACACAUUGUCAAACUACAGGGGGAAGUAGAAGUUCUGGCUGCACAGCUACGCUGCAUACAGAAGAAGCAACAGGAGGCCGUGCAACAGAAAGAUGAGACGAUCCAGAGGCUUCGCACAGAGGUGGAAGCAACCCAGACUGGCUGGGACAAAUACAUCUGUCAGAUCUCCAGUGAGAUGGUUGUCAAGGAUACAGAGAUCAUCGCCCUGCACGAGAGAGAAACCAAACUUAAUACUGAGCGGGAGAAGAGCAGGGAGGAGAUGGAGAGGUACAAGCAGCAGCUGAGUGCUGGUUUGAAGAGAGAGAGGGCUUUAGAGCAGAUGCAAGUCCAGGUCGAGGUGGAUUGGCAGAGACGCUGCGAGGACACGAAGGCCCAACACUACCUCGCCAACGAGCAGCUUAUUCAAGACCUGACCCAGGCUAGAGACCAGGCUAAAGCAGAGCUGAAGGAGAGAGAACAAGACCUGCAAGACUUGACUGUCUUACUACGUUCUGUAAAAACAGAGAGAGACCAGGCGGUACAGGGUCUCACACCAAAGGUAGAUUCUCUGGCAUCAGAGGAGAUCCACUGUCUGCAGCAGCAGAACAGCGUCCUGCAGGCUGUGGUUGCUCAGAUGAGGAAGGACAUGGAGGGUCUCAUCCAUCUCCUACCCCACCCUCAGGUCCAGCCACAUGCCUCCUCUCCUCAGCCAGUUCAGCAUCCAGGAGCCCCUCCAGCCAUCUCCAUCCCACCUACAUCUAACACUCAGACGGCCACCGGACCACCGGACCAAUCCCCUAACAUCUCCUUCAAAAUCAGCCCAGCAGGCGGUCUGUGCUUGGAGAAAAGUGCCAACACCUCUGCUUUGGUGAAGCAGGAGGUCAGAGUGGAACCUAAGGAGUCUGUUCUGGCCAAACUCAUGGAACAGAGUGCACUGCUGCAGCAGCUCCAGGAGGAGAACCUGUCUCUGCGACGUCAGCAGGUCUCAGGUCUGAUGUCUGGUGGUUUGUUUGAAAAUGUACAGGGUGCUAGAAGUGACCCUCCUCUCCUGCGCACCAGGCUAAAGCAGGCAGCGUCCUGUAUCGCCCGUCUGAGCAGAGAGAAACAACAGCUGAUAGAGAUGGGGAACCGCCUCCGAGCCCAGAUCACCACUGCUGGUCCACAGGAACCAGUGGAGCCAGAGAGAGACUCCUCUACAGAGGAACCAGCAGAUCAGCAAAACCGGUUGUUUGCUUUGGAACAGCUGCAGUACCAGCUCACCACACAGGAGCUGCAGUACGCACUAAGGCAGAGAGCUGGCACUUUGGCUGAACAACUCCUACCUGAAACCAACAACCCAGCUCCUGCCAAAAGAGGGGCCGCCAACCCUUGGUCCCAGGGGCACAAAACCACAGACAGGCCUGAGAACAAAGAGAACAUGCUCAGCCAGUCACAGAGCUCGAUGGACGUGGGGCUGCAGACCCACUCAGUUCUGUCCAGGACUCAGUUGUCAUCAGAGGAGUCACUGCGCUCCUUAAAAGAGCUGUGGGAGAUACUGGACCAUGGACUCAGUCCAUCCAUUUUCUCAGAAGGCGAGGGUGAGCUGAGCAGGAAGGAUGUGGCUGAGUCUGGUGAUGCUGGAGUCCAGAUGAAGGUGCACCGUAGCAGCACUCCCAUCCAUGGCCAGCCCCCAGCCGAGGCCCAGCAGAGGAGGGGCCCUUCUAAAAACCCAAUAAACAAUACCAAGACCAGCAGACCUGGAUCCACUGGCAGGACCUGCAAGAUCAGAAACUACAAUGUUAAAGACUGACACAAACAUAAAGGACAAUGUGUCAGUGUGCUGCUCAUGGGGAGUCCAAGUCAGCCUGUGAGAACGCUUUGUCAUGUCUGAGAAAAUAACCCUGAUUAUGUCAUCAGGAUGAUCUCAGACACAGAUUCACAGCAGAGAGCCUGCAUCACAAAUGAGGGGGGGAGGGGAGGGUCUAAUGAGGAGAAGGAUUUUAGAAUGUGUAUUUAAUUAUAGCUUCUUCAUAAUAAUCCUGGUGGCAUGAGUACAAACACGAGUAAAAGCACUCCAAAUCAAAAUCGGCUUCAAAAAAAUAAAAUAUAAUAUUGUUCAUUACAUAAAUAAAACUUAUGGUAAGAGCAUGCUCUUAAAAUCUACUGCUCCUUUCAACAUCAGAACUGACCUGUCUGAGCAGUUAAGGGACCACGACAAAAACAGACAUAUCGGCUUCAAGUAUCUUGUGUGUUAUUCUCAGUUGAACUUGUUGAUGUAUGUAUUGUUAAAGGCCCUUCUGUAUGCGUCAUCGCAUUGUAGUUAACUAACAGUUUUUCUUUUCUUUUCCUAAAAACAGUUCAAAGAUUUUUUUGUCAAAUUCUCUCUUGUAUGAUUUAACUCGCCUGCAACAAAAGUAAAUGACCCACCAGAGAAUAGGAGCUGCCCCUUAAGUCAAAUGAAGUUGUGAAUGGGGUCUUGACCAAAGUUUGUGCUCCCUGGUGUUUCACAGUUAAAGCGCCGGCCAAGAAUUGCAAUGUCCCCCGCUGGGACCUUUGUUGAAUGUCAUUCCCCAUCGCUCUCUCUCUCCACUCAUUUGCUGUCAUCUAUCUUCUUUGAACUAUCCAAUAAAAACAUAAAAUACCAUGGGAAUCCUUUGAAAUAAAACCAGCAAGGUGAAAGUGAUCAUGACUGUAGGUAUCACUAAUAUUAUCAGAAACUCCACAUUGUUAAAGCUGUGUGAUGUCUCAGAAAUCUGACUCUUGUCAUACUGAAAUGAUGCUGCAGAGUUCAAUCCACUGCUCUGUUAUUUUGCACAUAGCCUAUAAACAAUGUGCCAUCCUACGAAUUUAUAUGAAACAACAUGGGCAAUAAAUUAAUUUCCAAUGUGCU